Molecule: messenger RNA, 771 nt
Organism: Vigna unguiculata (cowpea)
Lineage: Eukaryota; Viridiplantae; Streptophyta; Magnoliopsida; Fabales; Fabaceae
Product: cell wall / vacuolar inhibitor of fructosidase 1 pseudogene
Source: RefSeq, a predicted model, not a curated record
AUUCCAUAAUGUGGAAUCAAGCUACUGUGAUCAAUCAUCACCAAUCUCUUUCAAAGAUUCACAAUGACAAACUUGAAGUCACUGAUUCUGUGCUUCUUUCUCCAAGCCAUUGUUGUUCUGGUUACAAUACCAGGAAGCCACUGCAGAAGCUUUCUUCCAAACAAUGAAAAUCUGAUAGAGAGCACUUGCAAGAGAACCCCCAACUACAAUCUCUGCGUUCAAACUCUGAAGGCAAGCCCUGAAAGCUCCACUGCUGAUGUUUCAGGGCUAGCUCUUAUCAUGGUGAAAGUGAUAAAAGCCAAAGCAAACGAUGCCUUGAAAAUAAUCCAUGACUUGCAGAGGGCGGGAGCAGGAACUAAACAGAGAAGAGCCUUGAGUUCUUGUGCUAGUAAAUACAAUGCAGUGUUGAUAGCUGAUGUUCCUCAAGCCACUGAGGCUCUGCAGAAAGGGAACCCCAAGUUUGCUGAAGAUGGAGCCAAUGAUGCUGCUAAUGAGGCUACCAACUGUGAGAGUGGUUUCUCUGGGAAUUCUCCACUCACCAAACAGAACAAUGCUAUGCACGAUGUUGCUGCUAUUACUGCUGCUAUUGUUAGAUUGCUGCUCUAGAUUUUGCACUUCCUCAAACCUAUGCUUAGUUGUGUUCACUGAUUGUUGCAGGUGUCUUGGAACCUGCUCUUACCUGUUAUGUAAAAAAAAAAUGCUGCUAUCUAUUUUAAAGCUCUUAUAAUAAGUUAUAUGUAAUAAAAUCCAAGCCUCUCGUUAAUCUCGCAA